AUCCUUUCUAAGUAAAUCCCUAGCGCACAGUAAUGUCUGUUCUUUGGGAAACUUGAACAUUUCUUGCCAAAUGAGCUUAGCAACUAACCUCCUGCAGCCUCUUGCAUCAAUUCCGACUCUAACUGUCAGAGCAAAACCUUCAGUUCCCUCGCGUAAUGGCAUAACAAGUGCACGGAAGAAAAGGGUAUUGAUACGUUGUGAUACAAAAAGAAGCUCAGACGAUUAUCGCGCCACACUCAAAGCCCUCAAUUCCAGAGGCCGCAGACCUAGAAAAUCACUGGGCCAGCAUUACAUGUUGAAUUCUGAAGUAAACGAACAGCUUGUUUGUGCUGCUAAUGUGGAAGAGGGAGAUCUGGUUCUUGAAAUUGGACCUGGCACUGGUUCUUUGACCAAUCUUCUUUUGGACACUGGAGCCACUGUUCUUGCUAUUGAGAAAGAUGCGCACAUGGCUGCUAUAGUUAGGGAAAGAUUUUCCCAUACAGACCGUUUCAAGCUUUUGCAGGAGGACUUUGUCAAAUGUCACAUUCGAUUCCAUAUGCUAUCGCUGCUGGAAAAUAUGACUUCUUUGAAUGAAAAGCCAAGACGUGCCAAAGUGGUUGCUAAUAUACCAUUUAAUAUAAGUACAGAUGUAGUUAAACAACUACUUCCGAUGGGUGACAUUAUCUCAGAAGUUGCUCUUUUACUCCAGGAGGAGACAGCUUCGCGUUUGGUGGAGUCUUCUCUAAGAACAUCAGAAUACCGACCCAUCAAUGUCUUCGUCAAUUUUUACUCAGAUCCUGUAUACAAAUUUAAGGUCCCAAGAUCAAACUUUUUCCCUCAGCCCAAUGUUGAUGCAGCAGUUGUCACAUUUAAGCUAAAGCAAACUGCAGAUUAUCCAGCAGUUUCCUCCUCUAAAAGUUUCUUCUCAUUGGUAAAUUCUGCAUUUAAUGGGAAACGCAAGAUGUUGCGAAGGUCACUUCAGCACAUAUGCACAUCUCCUGAGAUUGAACAGGCUCUAAUAAAUGUUGGUCUUCCCGCUACUUCAAGACCUGAGGAGCUUACCUUGGAUGAUUUUGUAAAGUUGCACAAUUUGAUUGCAAGGGUGUAGAUAGUAUUACUGUAUUAACAAGAGCAUGCCCAACAAAAACAGUCUGUCUUGGUGUCUUGUAUAGCUCAUUUUGGAGUUGCACUGGGUUCAUGUUUGACAGAACAAUUAAAUAUGAAAGCCAGCGUUGAGGAAUAAGGCGCAACAUCUAAACAUUUCAGACAACACCUUGCCGCAGAAGAAUAACGAAAAACAUGGAGAUGAAUGAAGAGGCUGAUGAUGAGACAAUUCAUGUUUCCAUAUGUUUGAAGAGUAGAAGCAUCAUCCAAAUAUAGAAUGCGAAAGUUCAGAAGUUAACCAGAUACUAUGCAUAAUUAACCUGUAUUCUUAUUAUGUUCAAGCAAUAAAAAUCGUACUAGUCAUCAAGAUUGAAACAAAAA
Ricinus communis (castor bean) is the source of this 1464-nucleotide messenger RNA. RefSeq names its product ribosomal RNA small subunit methyltransferase, chloroplastic. Lineage: Eukaryota; Viridiplantae; Streptophyta; Magnoliopsida; Malpighiales; Euphorbiaceae. The record is from RefSeq and is a predicted model, not a curated record. Gene Ontology annotation, molecular function: rRNA (adenine-N6,N6-)-dimethyltransferase activity. Bases 71 to 1087 code for a protein of 338 amino acids. Gene Ontology annotation, cellular component: mitochondrial matrix. The transcript has 10 exons. Gene Ontology annotation, biological process: rRNA methylation.